AAUCGAAUCUCACACCUCACUCUCUCUCUCCUUCACAUAACAUCUAUCUUCUUCUUCUUCUUCUUCCACAUUCUCUCUCUCUCUCUUUCCUCGCAGAUGUCUGGUUGUGUGGUGGUGAUAUGAAGAACACCACUCAAUCUCUCCUCCUCCUCUUCUUCUUCUUCUCUUUUCUCCUCUCUGUCCAUUCUCUCUCCAUCUCAUCCAAUGCUCCUCUCACCGACAACGAAGUCCGAUUCAUCCAACGCCGACAACUUCUCUACUACCGCGACGAGUUCGGCGACCGUGGAGAGAACGUGACCGUAGAUCCGUCUCUUGUCUUCGAGAACCCAAGACUCCGAAGUGCUUACAUAGCUCUUCAAGCUUGGAAGCAAGCCAUCCUCUCUGAUCCCAACAACAUCACCCUCAACUGGAUCGGAUCCAAUGUCUGUAGCUACACCGGAGUUUUCUGCUCUCGCGCUCCCGAUAACCGCCGGAUCCGUACAGUCGCCGGUAUCGAUCUCAACCACGCCGAUAUCGCGGGGUACCUACCCGAGGAGCUCGGUUUGUUGACGGAUCUCGCUUUGUUCCACGUCAACUCGAAUCGUUUCUGUGGAACGGUUCCGCACAAGUUCAAGCAUCUCAAGCUCCUCUUCGAGCUCGAUCUCAGCAACAACCGAUUCGCCGGGAAGUUUCCGGCGGUGGUUCUUGAUUUGCCGUCGUUGAAGUUCUUGGAUCUCCGAUUCAACGAGUUUGAAGGUACUGUGCCCAAAGAGCUCUUUAGCAAACCGUUAGAUGCGAUUUUCAUUAACCAUAACCGGUUCCGGUUUGAGUUACCGGAUAAUUUCGGAGAUUCGCCGGUUUCGGUUGUGGUGCUUGCGAAUAACCGGUUCCAUGGCUGUAUUCCGUCGAGUUUUGUUGAGAUGGAGAAUCUGAAUGAGAUUAUUUUCAUGAACAAUGGGUUGAAUUCUUGUUUGCCUGCGGAUAUCGGGAGGCUGAAGAACGUGACGGUGUUUGAUGUUAGCUUUAACGAGCUUGUGGGGCCGUUGCCGGAAAGUGUCGGCGGGAUGGUGUCGGUGGAGCAGUUGAAUGUGGCUCAUAAUCAGUUGUCGGGGAAGAUUCCGGCGAGUAUUUGUCAGCUUCCCAAGCUUGAGAAUUUCACUUACAGCUACAAUUUCUUCACCGGCGAGGCUCCUGUCUGUCUCAGGUUGCCGGAGUUUGAUGACCGGAGGAAUUGUUUGCCGUCACGUCCUGCUCAGAGGUCUAAGGAGCAAUGUGCAGCGUUUUUGUCUCGGCCUCCGGUGGAUUGUGAAUCUUUUAAGUGUGGUCGUUCUGUUACACCCCUUCCUCCGAUUGUACCUCAAUUGCCUCCGCCGCCUCCACCAUCGCCACCUCCACCAUCACCCGUCUAUUCUCCUCGUCCGCCUCCCCCUGUCUAUUCCCCUCCUCCGCCUCCCCCUGUCUAUUCCCCUCCGCCGCCACCAUCAGUCCAUUACAGCUCCCCACCUCCACCGACAGUCUAUUACAGCUCUCCGCCUCCACCACCGCCAUCUCCUGAAUAUGAAGGGCCAUUACCGCCAGUGAUCGGAGUAUCCUAUGCUUCUCCUCCACCUCCACCCUUCUAUUGAUUCUUGGACAGAUUGUUUUACAGAGAUUAAGCGAGUGAUCAAGAUUGUCUUAGAAGAUUUAUUUGAUGAAAAUAAGAACAAAAAGAAGAAGAGAUUAUUAUGGUUUCCAGGAAACAAAAAAAGUUGUAUGUAUAGAGGGAUGAUGAUAUAAUCGGAGCAACAUCUUCUGCUCCAUUGUUUUUCAAUUUGUGAGAUUAAUUUUAUUUUUGUGUUAUUUUUCAUAGUGAAACUCAGCCACAUUUUUCUC
Messenger RNA from Brassica oleracea var. oleracea, 1851 nucleotides. RefSeq names its product leucine-rich repeat extensin-like protein 4. Gene Ontology annotation, molecular function: protein binding. NCBI's taxonomy places the organism in Eukaryota, Viridiplantae, Streptophyta, Magnoliopsida, Brassicales, Brassicaceae. The record is from RefSeq and is a predicted model, not a curated record. Bases 120 to 1604 code for a protein of 494 amino acids. The transcript has 3 exons.